Myotis davidii is the source of this 1434-nucleotide messenger RNA. RefSeq names its product KRR1 small subunit processome component homolog. Lineage: Eukaryota; Metazoa; Chordata; Mammalia; Chiroptera; Vespertilionidae. Gene Ontology annotation, molecular function: RNA binding. The record is from RefSeq and is a predicted model, not a curated record. Gene Ontology annotation, cellular component: small-subunit processome; nucleolus. The transcript has 9 exons.
GACCUUAGCCGGAAGGAUUAAAGAACCGUUCCAUUUCCGGAAGUAACGGGAGCGUUUCGAACAUGGCGACCUCCCAAGCGAACGGGCUAGCCCCGGCAGCUGGGAAGAGUGAAUUUCGUAACCAGAAGCAGAAGCAGGAGAACCGAGAUGAAUCAGAACUCCUCACUGUUCCUGAUGGUUGGAAGGAACCAGCUUUUUCCAAAGAGGACAAUCCCAGAGGACUCCUGGAGGAAAGCAGUUUUGCAACUUUGUUCCCAAAAUAUAGAGAAGCUUACUUGAAAGAGUGCUGGCCGUUGGUUCAAAAAGCCUUGAAUGAACAUCAUGUUAAUGCAACCCUGGACCUGAUCGAGGGCAGCAUGACUGUUUGUACAACAAAGAAGACUUUUGAUCCAUACAUCAUCAUUAGGGCCAGAGACCUAAUAAAACUACUAGCAAGAAGUGUUUCAUUUGAACAGGCAGUACGAAUUCUUCAGGAUGAUAUUGCAUGCGACAUCAUUAAAAUAGGUUCUUUAGUAAGAAAUAAAGAAAGAUUUGUAAAAAGAAGACAACGGCUUAUUGGUCCCAAAGGAUCUACAUUAAAGGCAUUGGAACUCUUAACAAACUGUUACAUUAUGGUUCAGGGAAACACGGUUUCAGCCAUUGGACCUUUUAGUGGCUUAAAAGAGGUUCGAAAAGUAGUCCUAGAUACCAUGAAGAAUAUUCAUCCAAUUUAUAAUAUUAAAACCUUAAUGAUUAAACGAGAGUUGGCAAAAGAUUCUGAAUUAAGAUCACAAAGUUGGGAAAGAUUUUUGCCACAGUUCAAGCACAAAAAUGUGAAUAAACGCAAGGAACCAAAGAAAAAAACUGUUAAGAAAGAGUAUACACCAUUCCCACCACCACAACCAGAAAGUCAGGUGGAAGAAGUCAUAACUUCGGACUAUAUCCAUUCUAAAUGUAUGUUUCCAACCUCAGAUAGGUGCUCAGUAUUGUCUUGUAGUUCUGUGAAUCCUCUUAAUUGUCUAGGCUAAAAAUAGGCUAAACAAGCAGAAGCUCUCAGUAAGAGACAAGAGGAAAGAAACAAAGCUUUCAUUCCACCUAAAGAAAAGCCAGUUUUGAAACCUAAGGAAGCUUCUACUGAAACUAAAAUUGACGUGGCUGCCAUCAAGGAAAAGGUUAAGAAAGCAAAGAAUAAGAAACUGGGAGCUCUCACAGCUGAAGAAGUUAAGCUUAAAAUGGAAGUAGAUGAAAAGAAAAAGAAGAAAAAAAAGUAAUACAAAAAAACCCUGAACCUAGAACUUAUUAAGCUAUCUCCUUUUAUAAAGGACUUUGAGGUACUGGGGCAUUAGUUGCCUUAUGUGUAGGAAGUAAUACUCUGAUUACUUUUUUCUGAGUUUGUUUGUUCUUUAUAACAAUGUUUAUAUAUAUGGCUAUUCUUUAUAAAUAUAAUUACUAGAG